Messenger RNA from Cuculus canorus (common cuckoo), 682 nucleotides. It is a transcript of the gene POLR2F, whose product is annotated as RNA polymerase II, I and III subunit F. Bases 1 to 585 code for a protein of 194 amino acids. Gene Ontology annotation, cellular component: RNA polymerase I complex; nucleus; RNA polymerase III complex. Gene Ontology annotation, molecular function: DNA-directed RNA polymerase activity; DNA binding. Lineage: Eukaryota; Metazoa; Chordata; Aves; Cuculiformes; Cuculidae. The transcript has 5 exons. Gene Ontology annotation, biological process: DNA-templated transcription. The record is from RefSeq and is a predicted model, not a curated record.
AUGACGUCACGCCGCGCUCUGACGUCUCCAUGGACACGCGCGGCGCCACCGGUACCGGCGGGAACGGGACGGGGAGGGAGCAGCGCGGCGUCGCGUCGCCCUGGUAACAGCGCCGGGCGCUUCCGGCUGCGUCAUGGCCGGCGGGACCCGGAAGUGGCUCCGGGUAUUUCCGUCCGGGAGCGGAGGUGGCGGGGAGGCAGCAUGUCUGACAACGAGGACAACUUUGACGGGGACGACUUUGAUGAUGUGGAGGAGGAUGAGGGGUUGGACGACCUGGAGAACGCGGAGGAGGAGGGACAGGAGAAUGUGGAGAUCCUCCCCUCAGGAGAACGGCAGCAGGCAAACCAGAAGCGGAUCACUACCCCCUACAUGACCAAAUACGAGCGAGCCAGAGUUCUCGGUACCCGCGCCCUCCAGAUAGCGAUGUGUGCCCCUGUGAUGGUGGAGCUGGAAGGAGAGACAGACCCCCUGCUGAUUGCCAUGAAGGAACUCAAAGCACGAAAGAUCCCCAUAAUCAUUCGUCGUUAUCUACCUGAUGGGAGCUAUGAAGACUGGGGUGUGGAUGAGUUAAUUAUCACAGACUGAUCAGCCUCCAGCCAUCAUUUUGGUUCUUUCCUCACUCAGAGAUGUUUCUAUUUUUGUUUAUAUUUCUGUAAAUAAAUGAUAAUUCUCACCAUUUUAA